Molecule: messenger RNA, 177 nt
Organism: Histoplasma capsulatum G186AR
Lineage: Eukaryota; Fungi; Ascomycota; Eurotiomycetes; Onygenales; Ajellomycetaceae
Exons: 2
Coding region: 1-177 (58 amino acids)
Source: RefSeq, a predicted model, not a curated record
AUGAGCCGUAAGGAUCUCCUACGAUUUCUCUCGAAGCCCGCAAAAUCUCCUCGUCUGCUGGACCCGAUACUUUUGCAGGUAUCGGUAUCUUGCCAGUGCGGGGGUUCAUAUUUCGGAUUAGCCACAAUUCCCCAUCCUAGAGCUUUCUUCAUCCCUCUUUCCGCCAGACCCCCAUAA